GGCUGCUGAGAGCCAAUGGCUGGGGACGCCCGGGGGGCAGAAGCCGGAACUGGGUUCGGGGAAAGCUGGCUUCCCAUCGGCGGAAGUGAGAGGAAGAAACCGGAAGUGUGGAAGAAGGAAGUGACUGACACCGGCAGCCCCACUGACCGUGAGCGGGCGACGGAGACACCGAGGGGGAGAUCCGGGCGACGCUCCAGUCACUUCGACUCGAGUCACAUAGCUCAGUCUCCUCCGGGACCGCUCACCCAACCCCCGCCUGUGCCUGAGUUACGUGGUCGAUGAAUAUGGCGCAGGAGACAAAUCACAACCAGGCACCCCUGCUUUGUUCCAAUGGCUGUGGCUUUUAUGGUAAUCCACGCACCAAUGGACUCUGUUCUGUGUGCUACAAAGAACACCUGCAGAGGCAGAACAACAGCGGUGGCAGGAACAGCCCACCAGUGGUGUCGGUGGGAAGUGGGGUGGAGGUGUCCUCCUCACAGCAUGUAGUCAGUACCCAGGUAGAUGAGCCAGAUGAAUCUGUGUUGCCACAAACACAAGCGAGCUCUCAGCCACUCCCAGAGUCUGUCUCCUCAUCACAAGCUGAAACUGCAGAGAGCAGAACUGACGAAUUAAAAGAGACACCAGAUUGCUUUGGCAGAUUCUCAGAGAAGGGUUUCAGAUUUUCAAGCAUAGAAAAGGGGGGAAUUCAGCGCAGUGUGUUGCAAGAAGAAGGCUCAAGAAGGGGAAAGAGAAAGCAUAUUGAGACAGAACAGAACUUAGACAGUGCUGAUGCUGCAGCAUCAGAUAGUGCACAAAACUCCUCUGACGAGCAGGAGCGCUCUCCGGAGAAAGCCAAGAACAAGAAGAACCGAUGUAACAUGUGCCGCAAGAAGGUUGGACUCACAGGAUUCGAAUGCCGGUGUGGGAAUGUAUUCUGUGGGACACAUCGCUAUUCUGACGUGCACAGCUGCUCCUAUGACUACAAAGCGGAUGCAGCUGAAAAGAUCAGGAAAGAAAACCCCGUUGUGAUUGGGGAGAAGAUCCAGAAAAUUUGAGGCCGAGCUUGAGAAUGGUUGUGUCCCGGGUUAUAUCAGCUAUUGGCUGCGAACUGCGGUGGGAUGCAGUUUUUUUUUUUUUACCCACCUUUUGUCAUCUUGACUCUGGACCCAGGGAUGCAACUCCUCUCGCUCCAUCUUGUUUAGUUUGAAAACAAAAAAUUUCCCUUUUUCUUACUGCAGCUUUUCCUGGAUCCUUUAAACAACUGAAACAAGGAUAAAAACACAAAGCAAACACAAGUAAAAUCUUUAUAAACUUUCUCCAGGUGUACCAUCCUUUAGAGACCAGGUAGAUCUACUCUUUAAGAGGGACACGUGAUGGAGUGUAUUAUCCUCUCUGGAAUGGCUUGUUUUGUUUUUUACACAUCUCUAGAUUGAAUCUCCUGACUCCUUAUCCCCAAUGUAUUUAUCCUGAAAGUAAAUGGAUCAACAUUUUAUUGGACCAAUUUAAUCAUGUGUGUUUGAGCUCUGGAGAAGUGCCCUUUUUCAACAGAGGAGUGUACUUUUUAUUUUAUUUUAUUUUUUUCUGCAUCAUUUUGUGUGAUUGUGUGGAUGAUUAAAAAAAAUAAUCUUUAACUAUAGAAGGUUUAAACAACAAAAAAAAAUGGAUGCAUUUUAUUGUUGGAAAUGGUUCUUUUUUUCAGCAGGUCCUGCAGGGGGUUUGCUCGGCGCCCAUUUUACACUCUUGGGUUGAGUUAAUCAUAUUCUGCCUUUUAGUGACCAAUCUAACAAGCUGUAGACUGGGACGAGGCUCUGUGUACAUUUUAACAGGCUGAUGUCACUGGGCAGAGCGUUUUUGUUUCCCAGGCCUUCCGUUUGCUUCUGGGCUAAAAAAAACAAUACACAGUAAAUUAAAAAUCUUUAAUAUUUUUGUUCCAUUUUUAUAGUAGGAAUAAUCAAACGUGUGAGUGUUGCCACGUGUUGGUCUCUCACUGGAAGGUUUUCUGUUGAUGUCUGUUUGAUUUUAAAUAAAAUGUCAAAUCUUG
Pseudophryne corroboree (corroboree frog) is the source of this 2020-nucleotide messenger RNA. It is a transcript of the gene ZFAND6, whose product is annotated as zinc finger AN1-type containing 6. The transcript has 7 exons. The record is from RefSeq and is a predicted model, not a curated record. Lineage: Eukaryota; Metazoa; Chordata; Amphibia; Anura; Myobatrachidae. Gene Ontology annotation, molecular function: DNA binding; polyubiquitin modification-dependent protein binding; zinc ion binding. Gene Ontology annotation, biological process: protein targeting to peroxisome. The coding region runs from base 279 to 1034 and encodes 251 amino acids.